Messenger RNA from Coniophora puteana RWD-64-598 SS2, 1033 nucleotides. RefSeq lists its product as uncharacterized. NCBI's taxonomy places the organism in Eukaryota, Fungi, Basidiomycota, Agaricomycetes, Boletales, Coniophoraceae. The coding region runs from base 343 to 852 and encodes 169 amino acids. The transcript is spliced from 3 exons. The record is from RefSeq and is a predicted model, not a curated record.
UUUUCGUUCCUCACCACGCACCUGGUCCUCUUCGCCCAAGGAUACGCCUCGUUGUCCGGGCCAGACGUGGCUCGCUUCCUCAUAUACGACCUCGCCUCUCCACCCGGGCCAUCCGCGACGCCAGCUAUCGAGCCUCCCUAUGUCUGCGUUUUCGAAUAUGAAGAGCUUGAUUCAAUGAUGUCAAUGCUGGAGAUGAGGACAGCACCCUCCUUCGAAGCACACGAUCCGGCGCCAUCUGCUCACAGUCCACCGUUCAGCCUCGCCCAAGACGCACGCCUUCUGGACAUCCUCAUCGGGACUUACCCUGAGCGGCGUCGCAUCUUGCUCCCAUGGUCGACUGUGAUGCAUCAUGCCUCUCGCCCUCGUGCCGAAGGCACUGCAGCUCCGGUCAUUCCAUGGAACGAGUGGGGACCCGUCCUCGCCACGCGACAGCACGUCGACGAGGAAACCUAUAAUUCCGUCAACGGCUUGCGGCUCGCCAGCCUUCGGAGGGACUUUGUGAAUGAAGGAGGUCGCCGCGUCCAGCAGUUGGUACUCAAGGAUCUCAACGCAUACGAGGCCCGUCACUCUCGGGCUCAAUAUGGUUCUCGCGGAGGGUGGAAGCCUCUGCUCUCGCAAGAAGGGGGACCCACAGUAGAGGGGAGGCAAGUGACCAUACGAGUACCGCGUGCACCAGAUGGUCUUCCAUGGGACGCAGUCGAACUCGGACACGACGCCAUUGUGCUCGUACAGGGGGACCCCGAUGAAGGGCGAGACCUAACUUUCGGGAUUUUGACACUCGAGGAUCCAGAGCCCAUCGAGCGAAUGAUCCGCAGUAUGAUUUCCGCUACGCUCCCAGGAAUGUCCGUUUAGCUCGCCAUAGUUAAACCGUAUCCCGUCCAUCUCUGCGCGGGCAGAGUCUUGGUAGCGUAGUUCGUCGUGCGUGGUGCAGAGAAGGAAUAGUGAUGGAAUGGUUGGUCGCGGUCGCUGGUAAUGGGCUGUGCACAAACUUGGGGUUAUGACUAGAUGUAGGUUGUUUAGAGAGGGUAACGGC